AUGACACAGUACGGAGACACCACUUUAAAGGCAAAGAUUAAAGGUUGCUUUCCAUCAUAUUCCUGUAUAAAUGGGUACACAAACUUCAGCAUUGGAAAUAUGUCUUUUUUCUGCUGUCGCAUGGACCUUUGUAACGCCCAAGAUGCUCCAGAUCCUUCUGUAGAUUCCAGUUCUACCAACUUUGAUAUCCCCAGUGAUGUUCCCAAUGGAAAGAAAUGUUACUCUUGCGAUGAGAAGAGCUGCUCAAAAAUAAGAGACUGUUCGGGGAGUGAAGACCACUGCUUUACAGCAACCGCGAGUUUCGGAAGCCAGUCAGUUGCUGCAAAAGGCUGUAUCUCUAAAAAAGCUUGUGAUGCCUCAGCAAUGCUUCCCAGUGGUCAGGGCAUCAAAUGUUGUGAGGGGAACCUGUGUAACGGUGUCAGUGUCAACCAGAUCAACAUCCAGAGUCCUGACGGUGCUCAGAGCGUCUCUCAGAGCUUCCUGUUCCUCUGCUGUUCUCUGCUCUCCUUCAUCCUGCUGCACUGAAUCCAGCAGAUCUUCACAUUCUGCAGCUGCAGAAAAUAUUUUUAUAGAAGACAGUUGGUAUGAUUAUUCAGGGUCUUUUAGGGUCUGUCUGGAGAAAAUAAGGACUCUUCACAUUCUACAAUGAUACUGUAUACAUACAUGGCUUGCAUUUUCUUUAGUAUUCCAAUAUGAUGAAGUGAGAAGUAUACAGGAAAUGUAUGUAUAUA
Messenger RNA from Carassius gibelio (silver crucian carp), 731 nucleotides. RefSeq names its product prostate stem cell antigen-like. The coding region runs from base 1 to 525 and encodes 174 amino acids. The record is from RefSeq and is a predicted model, not a curated record. The transcript has 4 exons. NCBI's taxonomy places the organism in Eukaryota, Metazoa, Chordata, Actinopteri, Cypriniformes, Cyprinidae.